UUCUUUGUCAUUUUGCCAUUCAUUUUGUAAAGAACCUAAGCUCAUCAUCAUCAACAACCUCUACCAAUAUGACGUCUCAGAUCACAGAAAUGCGCGUGCAUAUGGAUUGCCCCGGAUGUGAAAGCAAAAUUAAACAAGCUCUCCACAAUUGCAAAGGUGUGGAGGAAGUGGAUAUAGACAUGGGGCUGCAGAAGGUGACAGUAACAGGAUGGGCUGAUCAGAAGAAAGUUCUGAAAACAGUUAGAAGAACAGGAAGAAGGGCUGAGUUGUGGCAAUUCCCUUACAAUCCUCAGACGAGAAGCCAUAAUUUCACCGGCCACCACUACCACUACCAGAACAACUACGGCGGCCCUUCCACUUACUAUGCAGCCCAGCCGGCGGCGUCGUGCUACAACUCACCUACUACCGGCUACGACAGCCACGUCGGUGCCCCCACGUACUACGGCGCUGGGAGUUAUGGGAACCGAAUGGGCGAUACGUUCAGUGAUGAAAACCCUAAUGCUUGUUUUAUAAUGUAGUAAGUUAUGUUUCUAAUGCUCCAACAAAUGCAUGCAUUCUUCACUGCUCUCACAAAUAAUAAUGAAUAAAUAUAUUUUUGGUU
Molecule: messenger RNA, 601 nt
Organism: Sesamum indicum (sesame)
Lineage: Eukaryota; Viridiplantae; Streptophyta; Magnoliopsida; Lamiales; Pedaliaceae
Product: Heavy metal transport/detoxification superfamily protein
Molecular function (GO): metal ion binding
Source: RefSeq, a predicted model, not a curated record